AUGUCCAUGGCUAUGAUCUCAGAGUACGUGCUAAAUGGCAAGGCCAAUAGUGCUUUAGAAGUGUUUAGGUGGUUUCUUCAGGAGAAAAUGAGUCCAAACUCCCUCACCAUGGCAAUCAUCUUUACGACUUUACCUGCAUGUGCCAGCCUAGCGGCUCUGAAACUGGGCGUGGAAUUGCAUGGCAAAAUCCUGAAGAAUGGGCCAGUAUUAGAAGGUAAUGUUCAUUUAGAAAGUGCUGUUAUGGACAUGUAUGCAAAAUGUGGAAGGCUGGAUCUUGCUCACCAAAAUUUCAGAAGAAUGCAUGUGAAGGAUGCUGUUUGUUGGAACUCCAUAAUUACUAGCUGUACCCAGAACAGCAAACCAGCAGAGGCCAUAUAA
Linum trigynum is the source of this 378-nucleotide messenger RNA. NCBI's taxonomy places the organism in Eukaryota, Viridiplantae, Streptophyta, Magnoliopsida, Malpighiales, Linaceae. The record is from the annotation of a GenBank genome assembly.